AUGAACAAGCUAAGUUCAUAUUGCAUAUUCUUUGUGACCAUAUUUCCCAUUGUCAUGUUUAUCUCCUCCUCCUCAAUCAUGUUACUACUCUUCUUUCCCCUCACUUUCUUCAUUGUAUGUUCGUUUUUACGUCGCCAAUCGAAUCUCCCACCCGGUCCAUGUUCUAUCCCCAUCUUUGGCAAUUGGCUUCAGGUGGGUAAUGAUCUACACCACCGUACCCUAGCCGGCAUGGCGAAGGUGUAUGGCUCCAUUUUCCUACUAAAACUAGGUUCAAAGAACCUAGUGGUGGUAUCGGAUCCGGAGCUAGCUAACCAAGUCUUGCACGUCAAAGGAGUGGAGUUCGGUUCACGACCUCGAAACAUUGUCUUCGACAUCUUCACGGGAAAUGGUCAAGACAUGGUGUUUACAGUCUAUGGCGAGCACUGGCGAAAGAUGCGUCGAAUUAUGACGGUACCUUUUUUCACCAACAAAGUGGUGCAUCAUUAUAGCGACAUGUGGGAACAAGAAAUGGAUUUAGUAGUUUUCGAUUUGAGAAGGAAUGAAACAAAGGGGAUCGUGGUUAGGAGACGAUUGCAACUCAUGCUUUACAAUAUUAUGUAUAGAAUGAUGUUCGAUACCAAGUUCGAGUCGGUAGAUGAUCCUUUGUUCGUGGAGGCGACUCGGUUUAACUCGGAGAGGAGCAAGUUGGCGCAAAGCUUUGAGUAUAACUAUGGUGAUUUUAUACCUCUUCUUAGACCAUUCUUAAGAGGUUAUUUGAAUAAGUGUAGGGACUUGCAAAGCAAACGUCUUGCUUUCUUCAACAACUAUUUUGUUCAAAAAAGAAGGAUGAUCAUGAUUUCUAAUGGAGAAAAACACAAGAUCAAUUGUGCAAUCGACCACAUAAUAGAUGCCGAAAUGAAAGGAGAAAUCAAUGAACAAAACGUGCUUUAUAUAGUCGAGAACAUCAAUGUUGUGGCGAUAGAGACAACCCUAUGGUCCAUGGAGUGGGCUAUUGCUGAGUUGGUUAACCAUCCAACCGUUCAACAAAAGAUUCGAGAUGAAAUCUUUGUCGCGCUUAAUGGGGACCAAGUGACCGAGUCGAACCUAAACAAGUUACCAUACCUACAAGCCACUAUCAAAGAAACACUUAGGCUCCACACUCCAAUUCCCUUGUUGGUGCCCCACAUGAACCUUGAGGAGGCUAAUCUUGGUGGGUAUACAAUUCCUAAAGAGUCCAAAAUUGUGGUAAAUGCUUGGUGGAUGGCUAACAACCCUGUCUGGUGGAACAACCCGAGUGAAUUUCGACCCGAGCGUUUCCUCGAGGAGGAGAGUGGCACGGAGACGGUUGUUGGUGGGAAAGUGGACUUUCGGUUCAUGCCAUUUGGGGUUGGAAGGCGAAGUUGUCCCGGAAUCAUACUCGCUAUGCCGAUUCUUGGUCUUGUGAUCGCGAAGUUGGUGAGGAAUUUCGAAAUGGUACCACCUCCGGGAUUAGAGAAGAUUGACGUGAGUGAAAAAGGAGGGCAAUUCAGUUUGCACAUUGCUAACCAUUCCUUGAUCGUUUUUAAACCAAUUUGCUUAAAUUGUUAUCUUGUUCUUAUAUUUUGA
Molecule: messenger RNA, 1584 nt
Organism: Impatiens glandulifera
Lineage: Eukaryota; Viridiplantae; Streptophyta; Magnoliopsida; Ericales; Balsaminaceae
Product: cytochrome P450 CYP73A100-like
Exons: 3
Coding region: 1-1584 (527 amino acids)
Molecular function (GO): heme binding; monooxygenase activity; oxidoreductase activity, acting on paired donors, with incorporation or reduction of molecular oxygen
Source: RefSeq, a predicted model, not a curated record